AAAAGUGUUCAGAAGUUGGCCGGAAAGGUGUCCCUAAUCUUCUCCAACUGUUCCAUGCAUUGGGUCCGCGAGUCGGACACUGCGGCCCACAAUAUGGCCAAACUAUUGUCAAAUAACGGUAUAAUAGUUAUGAAUAUACUAUAUUGCGGUCAUAUUUAUCGUAGCCUCGGCUCCGAUAGGAGAGCUGAGUUGGAGCGCCGGCUCCGGUAUCCGACUGACCAGCAAAUGAUCGGCCAAUGGGUGACCGCAUUCAAUAGCGCCGGACUCACUCGCAUUGAGAUUAAAUACCUAAAAGCAAAGUAUAUAAUACCGGCUAAAAUGUACAAUGAAACUAUUCAAUUCUCUGUAAAUUGGUUUAAACGGUAUUUGACGGACAGUACCGGCGAUGAAGACAUGGAUCACGUCAUACGAGAGCUGCUCUACAAAGAGAGAGUCCGUGCGGUGUCUGAAAAGUCACCCAAUGGUGAGGAUAUGAUCGAAAUCAAUAAUCAAUUGUGGGAUUUUGUUGUUAAAAAAUAA
This is a messenger RNA of Medioppia subpectinata, 519 nucleotides long. The record is from the annotation of a GenBank genome assembly. Lineage: Eukaryota; Metazoa; Arthropoda; Arachnida; Sarcoptiformes; Oppiidae.